This is a messenger RNA of Penaeus monodon (black tiger shrimp), 4934 nucleotides long. RefSeq names its product ATP-binding cassette sub-family B member 10, mitochondrial-like. Gene Ontology annotation, biological process: transmembrane transport. Gene Ontology annotation, molecular function: ABC-type oligopeptide transporter activity; ATP hydrolysis activity; ATP binding. Lineage: Eukaryota; Metazoa; Arthropoda; Malacostraca; Decapoda; Penaeidae. The record is from RefSeq and is a predicted model, not a curated record. Gene Ontology annotation, cellular component: membrane. The coding region runs from base 515 to 2608 and encodes 697 amino acids. The transcript is spliced from 13 exons.
CCAGACUAAAGGCGGCGGUGUGUAAGGAGUGGGGAGCUUUUGUGCAGCUGGCAGGAUGGAGUGGCUGGCACAGAGAGUUGGGGCAGGGCAGGAGGGAGCCGACAGGUUCAUGGGGAGUGGACAGGGUGGACAAAGCCAGGCAGCACACGUCAGUGGAUGAGGUCCAGCACUGAGGGAUUAAGAAUUGUUGGAUGGUUUGUUUGUAGAAAUAGAAAGUAUUCUCAUAUGCUUCUGUUUUAUUCCUUUAAAUGUGUUAAUGAUAUUGUUUCGAUAUGUGCACUUGUAUCAGUAUGUCACUUUUCACAAAGCGUAUCUUGGUGUUUUUACACAGUCAGAGGUUACCAUUCAAAAAUGUUAUUUUUAAGUAAUAUUGACAAAUAUCCAUUGACAUAAUUGAUAGUUUGGUAUUAGAGAGACAAGUACAAUAUUAAGUCAUGAUGAUAAUAUAGAGUUGUAAAUUAUAAAACUAAUAAUAUAAGUGUUUAAUAUAGACUUUUUCCCUGCAGGAUUAGCAAUGGCAAGGCUGCUGUCAUUGGUAGGAUGCAGAGGUACAUCAUUUCCUGUCUGUGCCUUAGACUCUACUGUUCUGUUGGCACUUCGACAAAGCUGGCUCCCAUUCCUGAGGGUUGGCAGUAUUAAUGGGGUCUAUAUUAAACAGUAUGGAGUCAGCAGCUCUUUGAGAGGGAAGAAAUCUCAACAUAAGUACUUUCCAUGCAAUCAGCUGUACCAGAUAUCACUGUUGAGUACAGAUUCACAGCAACAGCAACUCGGACGAGGAAGUGCAGCCGACACAUCCAUUCACUUGCCGGCCGACAAAACACAAGCUUCCAGUACCUCAUUAAAGAAGAUAAAACCCACUGAAUAUAAUAGAUUGUUUGCUUUAGCUGCUCCGGAAAAAUGGACUCUUGCCAGUGCUAUUGGUCUCCUUGCAAUCUCGAGUACAAUAACAAUGUCCGUGCCCUUUGCGUUGGGCCAUGUCAUCGACAUCAUCUACACAGCCGACCCAACAGCCAUGAAACAAAAUCUGGACCGGGUCUGCCUUGCCCUGACCGGGAUCUUCCUGCUGGGUGCAUCAGCCAACUUUGGCCGCGUCUACCUCAUGAACAUAGCAGGCCAGCGCAUAACCCGGUCAUUGCGCUCUCUAGUAUUUGCCUCAGUGAUGAAGCAAGAAAUUGGCUUCUUCGACACCAACAAGACUGGGGAGCUGAUUAACCGCCUCUCAGCUGACACGUCCCUUGUUUCACAGUCAGUCACCAUGAACAUCUCUGAUGGUUUGCGGUCAGUUGUCAUGGCGUUGGCGGGGGUGGGCAUGAUGUUUUACAUGUCUACCAAACUAGCCUUUGUUGGUCUGAGUAUUGUACCACCUGUAGCUCUCAUGGCAAUAGCAUAUGGUCGCUAUGUUCGCAAAAUUACUAAGAAUGUCCAGGACACACUAGCUCAGGCAACUCAAGUGGCUGAAGAAAGAAUUGGCAAUGUCCGCACAGUCAGGUCCUUCGCACAAGAACUCAAGGAAAUCCAAACCUAUGACUCAAAGAUUGAUCAUGUCCUCAGGCUCACAUACAAGGAGUCCCUGGCAAAAGGAAUAUUUUUUGGAAUGACAGGGCUGAGUGGCAACAUUAUCAUCCUAUCAGUCCUCUACUAUGGAGGAGGUCUCGUGACUGAGUCUGCCCUUAGUGUUGGGCAGCUGUCUUCCUUCCUCCUGUAUGCAGCUUAUGUGGGCAUUGCACUAGGGGGGAUUUCUACCUUCUACUCAGAGAUGAACCGUGGCAUAGGGGCAUCAACCAGGCUCUUCUCCCUGAUGGACCGUGAACCAGCCAUUCCAACACAGGGAGGUUUAACACUCCCUGUGAAUGAGGUGAAAGGAGAAAUCCGAUUUAGCAAUGUAAAUUUUGCUUAUCCAUCAAGACCUGAUGUUACACUAUUUAAAGACCUUGACUUUUUCGUGCCUGCAGGCUCAGUGGUGGCUGUCGUUGGUGCAAGUGGCUCGGGAAAGAGCACCAUUGGCUCUCUCCUCCUGCGACUCUAUGACCCAAUUGCUGGAGAGGUCACAGUGGAUGGUGUGCCCAUCACUCAGUUGGAUCCAGCUUGGCUGCGAGCUCUCAUAGGCUCCGUUAGUCAGGAACCCGUCCUCUUUUCUACUAGCAUCCGUGAAAACCUCCUCUAUGGAGCCCAGGAUCCUAACAGCAUCACAGAGGAACAGCUGGUGAGUGCAGCACAGGAGGCCAACGCCCUGAACUUCAUUCAUUCUUUCCCCGAGGGCUUUGACACCCUAGUGGGGGAGAGAGGAGUCAUGCUCUCCGGCGGACAGAAGCAGAGGAUUGCCAUUGCCAGAGCUCUCAUCAGCAAUCCUCGCAUCUUGUUGCUGGACGAAGCUACAAGUGCACUUGAUGCUGAAAGUGAAAGCUUAGUCCAGGAAGCUCUAGAGAGGCUCAUGAAAGGACGAACAGUGAUCACCAUCGCACACAGGCUUUCAACUAUUAGGAAUGCAGACCAAAUUGCUGUUCUCCAAGACGGAACCAUUGCAGAGCUCGGUUCCUAUAAAGACUUAAUGGCACAAUCCAAUGGCAUCUUCCGCAAGCUGGUAGAGAGGCAGACCAUCACAAGCUAGGGAAAAACACUAGUGUAAACACUGAGUAGUAAAUAUGAGCAAGUAUUGUUGUACUAUAUUGUACCUGCAAGAGUCUUUUAUUUCGGCUAUUAGCAUUGUUGCUGGAUAGGUAGCAGUUCUGAGACUGGUUUGAUCUCCUUUGUGGCAAUAAAUAUCUAAAGUAUCAUUUUCAAUAAACAGUGCCCUGUUUAUUGUACAAUUACCUCUCAAGCCAUUUGUAAAUCUAAUUAAUAAUCUAUUUAUUUAAUAAAUCACAAAACUUUACCUCCUCUCAUAUAUUUAGUUGCCUUGCAAAUGUGCAAAUGCAAUCUAUAUACAUCUUUUGUUUCUGUAUUUUUUUUGCAGGCCUUAUCCAGAAUUGUAGAAUGAAAAGUUUUUUUUUUUUUUACUGAAAAUUAGAAUUUGUAAUUUGAUUCAGCUCUGAGGCAUUUAUUAGAGUUGAAAAAAAACAUGAGAAUUCAGUGAUGAUAGCAAAUUUGACCUGAAAUAUAAAUAACCAGGUCAUGACUAUCAUAUAAAGUAAACAAGAAAGAUUGUGGCUGUCUACUUAAGACCAAAGUACUAUUGUAAAAUCUGCUAUGCACAAAGAAAAUUUUUAUAUUGAAUGAUAAAGAGAAAAUUGAAUAAUUUCUUGAUUCUUUAUCUUUAUAGUAGUCAUAGAUAUAUAAGUAUACCAAGUUUUAUUCAGUCUGAACCCAAAAACUGUGGAGGAAAAAGAAAUCUUAUGUCAGUCAGUUUCUCACCUGAUGGAGAAUAGGGACCUGGUUGUUGGGAAUGUAUUCGUUUAUCAUACUAAAUGAAAUUAAGUGAUGAUAAUGGUAAAAAGUAGAAUUAUUUCAGAACAAGUUUUUUAUUGUUAUAUGAACAAGUAUAAUCCUUUUUUUUCAUGUGUAUGGUAAUGUAUACUUUGCAUAAUAAUAAGAAUAUCAUGUUUGAAUGUGUGUGUGUGUGUUUGGAUACACGUGAAUGUGUUUGUUGAUGUGUGUCUGAAUUCACAGUUCAUUUGUCAAUAUAUCCAUAUGCAUGUAUAUAUCAUUGUUAUUAAUGUAUUUAUGUGGGCAUUUGCCCAUAUGUUAUAUACUUUUAAUUGUCCAUUAUAUCAAUUUUGAACAAUAAGAAGGAAGCUACUUUUUUUUGUUAAAAUUACAAGUGCAAUACAAAUUCUGAACUAUUUAUUAACUGUUGACCAACUAUUCUGGGGGGGUGUCGUAAUUUUGGCUUCCAUGUUUUCUUUCUUUGUGUGUUUAUUUUAUUUCUCAGUUAUCUUCUUAUGAAGUUUAAAGACCUAUUUAUGGGGGUUAGAAGUUGUUUUGUGAGAUGGCUUCUGUAAUUUUAUUCAUAAUCUGUUUAUUUUCAUAUGUAAUAGUAUAUAACAUAAAAUGAGGUUUAUCAAUAUCACUUUUACUUUCUUUUUUUAAUAUUAUACUUGUAAAUAUCUCAUGCACAUGAAAAUGAUGAAACAGAUGUGAUUAAAUGAAGAAGUGUUAUAAGUAUUAGAAAAACUGAGCCGGUGGGAAAUGAAAUGUAAUGAAAAAUAACCAUAUUAAGAGAAUUAAAUGAUACUUAGCCUUUUUUCCUUUUUUUUCUGUUUUCCUUUCUGUUUUAAUGAUAUUUUAUUUGACUUGCUUCACAUUACAGAAAAGGUUUAUCUACCUUCCACUUUUUAUGGAUCGACCACAAGUAUCUUUUGUCAAUAAUUUGAGGCAGCUUUGUGAGUAAUGAAUACAGCAAGUCGAUUCAUUGUAUUGUUUUAUAGUAUAAAUCUACACAAUUUUUUUUUUUUCUUAUUUUUUCAAUAUAUUUUCUCAUUUAGGAUAAUUUUUUAUUGUUUGAAGAUAGUGUUGUUCUUUUCCCUUUAAAAAUCACCUGUGUUGUAGAAAUUGUAAUAAAGAAACAGUUAGGCUGAAGACAAUGCUUUUAGUUUCAACUUUUGGAAAGCCAGAACUUCCUCCAUAUCUUCCAUAAGCCAGUUUUAUUUAAAGGUCUUUGUACAAGGUGUAUUUAGUUUAGUUAAUUCUCCACCAGUGUUUACUAGCAAAACAGAAGGCUUAAUAGAACUUUGUUUUUGUAGUGGGUGAUGGGGAUAGAGCUAAAUGAAACACAAUUUGUCUUUCUCUACUUUUUGUUUGUUUAAUUUAUUUGUUUGUUAUUAUUUUGUGUUAAAUUUCUAGAUUACAUGAUAUUUAUUAUUCAUAUAGCAUGAUGCUCAUCAGGAGUUAUAAUGUAUAAACAUAUAUUGAAGAUGUAGAAUUGUUUAGAUUGUUUCAUCAAUGAUAUAUAUAUAUAUAUUUGGGAAAGUGAUGAUAAUAAAAAUAUUGAGUGAUAA